CUUAGUGUUUUUCCUCCAUUGUUCUUCACAGCUGAAUGGCCAAAGACCCUCACAGGCCUUCCUAGCACAUCAGGCACCACAGCCAGCGUAGUGGUCCUCCGGGGAAACCGUAUGUAUGUGGCCCACGUAGGAGACUCAGCCGUCGUUCUGGGAGUUCAGGACGACCCGUCCGUCCCGUUCAUCAAAGCGGUGGAACUGACGCAAGACCACAAGCCGGAAUUACCCAAAGAGAGGGAGCGCAUCGAAGGGCUCGGUGGGAGUGUAAUCAAGAAGUCGGGGGUGAACCGGGUGGUGUGGAAGAGGCCCAGGCUGAGCCAUAAUGGACCUGUUCGCCGCAGCACCGUCAUCGACCAGAUUCCUUUCCUGGCUGUUGCUCGCGCUCUAGGUGAUCUGUGGAGCUAUGAUUUCUACAGCGGGGAGUUUGUGGUUUCUCCGGAGCCAGACACCAGCGUGGUGGUUCUUAACCCUAGAAAGCAUCGUUACAUCAUCCUGGGAAGCGACGGCCUCUGGAACAUGGUGCCGCCUCAGGAGGCCAUCUCCAUGUGUCAGAAGAACGACGAGGAAGCGGUACCGGGUGGGGUGUCCAGCGCCAGGAAGCUGGUGAGCCACGCGUUGGUGCGGUGGCGCCAGCGAAUGCUGCGUGCUGACAACACCAGCGCCAUCGUGAUCGCACUGCUGGAACCUGGUGAAUCACAGGAGACAUUUCACAACGAGGAGGUCUUUCUGGACCUGGCCAAAGUGUCCCAGAGUCCUACUCCCAUUUCCUGCUCGGACGCUCCUCUGCUCCAGCCGCCUUCGGAUGAAGACUCCAUCUCCGCCAUGUCGGAGCUGCUGCCUCCACUGGAGCGACGGGAUGGGCUGUCUGGAGGCCCCGCCUUCUACCACAUGUCUCUGUCUGACCCGUUCGCUCUGACUCCUCUCUACUCAAACAGCAGCACAGAUUCCCCCGGUCACUCCGGUCUAACAGACGGCACCUCCACCGGGAGGACGUCCAACAAAAGGACUGUGGACGGCUCCCCUUCAUCGGGCCUCCUGGCCAAGAAGACCAAACGCAGAACUUCUGACCGGCUGCCGCUGGUCCAGCACAACGCUGAGAAGAAGCAGGAGUCCAGCGGCGUCUCUCCCAUCCUGCAGCAGCAUAAUAAAACCACAGUGUGUGUUUGCUGAGAACACAGCAGCUGCUGCCGGUCCGUCUGAGGCGCCCGCCGUUCUGCUUCUGUCCAGACUUCCUUCUUUGAGGUUCUUCUCCUUGGUUUCUGCUCCCCAUCUUUUCCUCCAGCGCGGGUGGAGCAGCAUGUUCACCUGACGGAGCUCCUCCAGGCGCUGCGGCGCCGUGAGGCUGAUGGUCGGCGCUGAGCCGCUCGUUUAAACAUAAACUGCAGUUCCUCCAUCCGGCGCUGAAGAUUCCUGCAUAUUUACUCUGCCACACAGUGUGGUCAUGGAUUUUAAUGAUAAUGUUGCUGGUGUAAAUAUUAUGACUUUUAUAACCGAGUAUUUAAGUACGUAGAGAUGUUUAUGCAAAAUGAAUCUAUUUUUAUACAUCCUUUCCUCGUACGGUAGAACAUGUUCCUAGAUGUGCACCACCAUGUUGGAUCUAGACCCUGGGUUUUAACACGUCUAUGUAUUUUACUCAUUCCUGAAAACGUGUCUUGAAUAUAAGCAAAAGGUGCUACAGUCAUAAAAAGUAAGCUAGUAGUGAGUUUAUUUGUAUAAAUAUGUGUUUCCUGAUGUCACACAGUGAUCCCUCUAUAAAUGACGGGAGGAUUUCUAAUCUCUUUGUUUUUUUAUUGCACAUUGCUUGUUUGGAGGGAAGGCUUCUCCUCCCCUCUCCACUCUGUUCUUCCUCCAGCCUCCGGCUCCAUCCAGGUCCUCUACAGGGACCUGUGAUGUCACGCUGCGAGACGAUGGCGUUUUCCCGGGGGCCGUUUGCAUGAGACUCCUGUCUGACUUGAUUCAUUCUAUGGACUUUUUUUUUGUGUGAAGAAUUUUUAUUUUUUUGCACUUUUGAAGUGUCUAAGAGGGAAUUUCUUUGAGAGGAGAAGCGUGCAGGCUGAGUUUGAAGCACUCGCUGGACUCUUCGGCACGUCCUUUUAGACGACCUGCCAGGUUUUACAGAUGCCAAACCCUUUUGCCUUGUGUGUAGGAAUCUAGUGACCUCAGCUGAAUGAUGAACUUUACCCAAUCCUCAUGCAUCUCCUUGCUUUUUCUACAAUAGCUUUUUUAAACGUAGCCCUCUGUAAUCUGGACCGCCAUGCAUGGAAACUCUGAAUCACGAAGAUCGCACCUGAAAUCUGUCACCCCCCCCUUCAGUCAGUCAGCAUUAUGGGUGUUUUACUAAGGCAAUGAACUUGUUUUUAUUUUGACUCAUUCUGUUACUUGGAGUCUUUGGACUCAGAUUACCGUAUUAUAAUUCUAGAUUCAUUAUUAAUAAUGUUUAGAAAACGUCUCUUCACUCACUGCCGACCUUUGUUCUAAAAGCUGUACUAGCUGUUGUGCAUGUGUGCAGUGUAAAUGGACUAUUCCUAAAUGAAAUAAUUAAAAUCAUACUUUGAAGCGGAGUAAUGAAUUAU
Molecule: messenger RNA, 2570 nt
Organism: Cyprinodon variegatus (sheepshead minnow)
Lineage: Eukaryota; Metazoa; Chordata; Actinopteri; Cyprinodontiformes; Cyprinodontidae
Product: protein phosphatase 1D-like
Exons: 5
Biological process (GO): protein dephosphorylation
Cellular component (GO): nucleus; cytosol
Molecular function (GO): mitogen-activated protein kinase binding; protein serine/threonine phosphatase activity
Source: RefSeq, a predicted model, not a curated record